AUGAUUGUUGGUUUGUAUUUUGUAUCGAUCAUCGUGGGAGUCUUUGGGUGGAGAGAGUACUAUCGGGAGUACCCUAAUAUUUAUGGUUAUUAUACUUAAAAAUGCCCAGAAUUGCAUGCAUAAAAGGUUGGUAUGCAUCCACACUAAUGCGUCUGUAAUUUAAAGGGAGUAAUUUUAGCUUAUGCUUUGAUUUGUAAGGGUGUGACAGAGAUAAUUAUAAAAACGGAAUUGAAUGGGACUCAACAUUUAUGCCAUCCCAAAUUCCAACCAUGGGGAGCUGGAACUCCAACAAGGGACAAUACCACACUUCAUUGUGGGUUCGAUGGAGGUGAUCAGUUAGUGAUGGAAAUGCUAGCAGAUGGAAAUUAUCAAUAUUAUUGCAAAUCAUUGACAGAUGAUAAAAAUAUACGAUGCUUGAUAACUGCUUCCCAAUAUGGCAUUUAUAGUUGCCAAUUUUGCAAGCCUCCUUACUAUGGACUAGAUUGUAAAAAAGUUCUCUGGUAUUUUGAUUACCGUUUUACAAAUCCACCCCGAUAAUGCUUAGGAAAUUGUUAGGAGUGUGAAGAUAGUGUAAGUUGUUACAAAUGUCUUCCUGGCAAAGCUAACGCAAAUAACGAUAAAAUGUGCUCAUUAGGUAGAUCAUAGUUUAAACUAUUAUUAUAGAUUGUGCAGGAUUUACAAAUUGCUUUAUAGCUUCUAAUACAUAUUAAUUUAGUAAUGUUUGCACUCCGGGAACUGUACUUAGAUAGGACCGUUGCGUUUGUAUAUUUUAAAUAAUAGUUUAUAGAAUGUCCUGAUGGUUGUUUAACUUGUACUUAAGAUUAAUAGAACAUGAAUAAAAGGUCUUGUGAUGUCUGUGACUCUAAUUAUUUUAGAUUAUUAUAUAGUAGAAAUGAACCUGACAUGUACUAUUGCUAUCGAGCAAAUAAUUGUGAUACUUCAAGAUAAUCAUUGAUUAGUCAAACAGUAUUAAAUACUGGAGAAUAUGUUUAUAAUAUACGAUGUUAUUUAUGCGAUCCAGGACUUAUUUAUGUUGUUUCUAGUGAAUAAUGCCAAGGUAGAAUUAAUGAAUAUAUUUCUUUAGCAAUCUCUACAGUGAAAUAAGGCUGUUUCUUUUUUGGUACUAAUUAAGGAACUAAUUGCGUAGCAUGUUCACCAUGGUAUAGUUUACAAUCGGAUGGCACAUGCAAACCAAUGGCCUGCAAUUAAGAAUGCUUUACAUGUUUAGAUACAAAUCCAGAUUUUUGUACUACUUGUGAUGGUUUUAAUCAUAAAAUACCUGAUAAUAAUGGUAUUUGCAUUUGUAAGCCAAAUUAUGGUCUUAAAGCUGAUGAGUGUGUAAAGUGUUCUGAGGGUUAUUGUUAAGAAUGUGAAGUAGGAAAUUUUUUUUUAUGUACCUCAUGUGCACCUGAGAAAUAUAGAAUCUUAAUUGAUCAAUAAUGCGUUUGCCAACCUGGGUUUUGUUAACCUGCAGAUGGAAGUGCGACGUGUAUUUUAUGCGAUAAGUCAUGUGUAAAUUGUUCUGGUCCAACAAUUAAUGAUUGUACUUUAUGUCCUGACGAAAUGACUACAAAUAGAAUUCAGAUUGGUAAUUCGUGUCCUUGUAAAAAAGGUUACGCUGAAUAUGAAGUCAAAGAUGCUAAAUGUGGAAAAUGCCAUCCAAGAUGCAAAUCAUGUCUCUAAGCAGCUGACGAAACCUCAAAUUAAUAUUGUCUAACUUGCAUACCUGGAUAAAAUCGAAUUCUUUCAGAGAAUCUCAAUUGUGAUUGCAAAGACAACUAUUCCGAUUUUGAUGGCACUUUAGAUAUAUGCAUAAUCUGUGAUUAUACCUGUGGAGUAUGUAAUGAUUUUGGUCCUACACAUUGUACCUCAUGUUUAGAAAGCUCACAUAGAUAUUUAACAGGUUUAGGAGAAUGUUUAUGUAAAACAUCAUACUUUGAUGAUCAAAUAUAAAACACAGAGUGUUAAAAAUGCCAUUAUUCAUGUUUAAGAUGCGCAAAUAGCAUAGAAUAAAAUACAUGUGUAGAAUGUCCUCCAACUAGAAUGCCUAGUGAUCCAUUAGCCACUUAGUUCUAAUGUAUUUGUGAAUUUUCAAACUUCUUUGACGAUGGAUUAUUACCAACCUGUCUAUAAUGUGAUGCCUCUUGUCUAACCUGCAAUGGUCCUCUUUCAUCUAACUGUCUAUCUUGUGAUUCAACAUAUAGAGAAUUUUAUUUAUCAUCUUGUCUAUGUCCACCAGGAUAAUUUGAUGUUGGAUAAUUGGAAUGUGCAAAAUGUCACUAUUCUUGUUUUUAAUGCUUUGAUAAUACAGCUGAAGGUUGCAUAAAUUGUUCAAUUGAUUUUCAUCUUAGAGUGUUAAAAGGAAAUACUUGUAAAUGUAUUGAUGGAUAUUAUGAUGAACCAGGAUCAUCUAAAUGCAAAAAAUGCUCAUAUAAAUGUGAAACCUGUGAAGAGUAAGCUGAAAAAUGUUUGAGUUGUCCUUUAAAUUAAUUACGUACUUUUGAUUCCACUACAGGUUGUCUUUGUCCAGGAGAGUAUUAUGAUUAACAAAAUGUCAUAAUUUGUUAAAAAUGUCAUUUCAAAUGCAAAAAUUGUAGUGCCUAAACUGAAAGCUCAUGCCUCUCAUGCGAUCCAUUGUCAUAUAGAGAAAUUAAACUUUAAUAAUGUAAAUGCUAACCACAUUAUUUUGAAAUGGAAGUUUAGGAAUGUGCAAGUAAUUAUUAUGCUCAAUUAUAGUUUUGUAGUGCUCUUUGUUAUGAAUGCGUUGAUAGACUUGAUAAUUGUACUUCAUGCUAUGAUGAUAGAUAUCUAAUUGGAAAUAAAUGUUAAUGUGCUUCUAAGUUUUAAGGGGCUUCGAUAAGUACAUUUGAGUUUAAUGGUAUGUGCCAUUAUUCUUGUGCAACAUGUGGAGGAAAAGAAGAAAUAGAUUGCAUUUCUUGUAUUGACACUGAUAAUAGGUAUUAAGUAGGCAAUACUUGUGUUUGCAAAGAAGGAUAUUAUGAUGCAGGAUUGCCUGUCUGUUAAAAAUGCAGUUACAAAUGUAAAGGAUGCUCAAAAUAAUCUGAAUAUUGUACUUCUUGUUAAGAUAAUAGUUUAAGGUAGUUAGUUUCAGAUUUUAAAACAUGCAAAUGCAAUUAAAGAUAUUAUGAUGAUGGAUAAAAUGAAGUUUGUUAAUAAUGCCAUUACUCAUGCCUUAGAUGUAAUGACAUCGACACAAAAUGUGAAUUAUGCUCAUUUGAAUCAAAUAGAAUUUACAAUGAUUAACUAUUUUCUUGUGAUUGUGAUGUUGGUUACUAUAAUACUGGAGUUGAAAUCUGUUAAAAAUGUCACUAUUCCUGUUUAAAUUGUAAUUCUGGAUAUUCAAGUUCAUGUAUUUAAUGUGUUGAUUCUAACAUUUCAAAUAGAGUAUUUUAUAAUAACACUUGUAAAUGUUUAUUUGGAUAUUUUGAUGAUGGCUAAUCAAUUAAAUGUUAAAAAUGUGAUGUUUAAUGUUUAAGUUGUAUUAAUCAAUCUUAUUAAUGUUUAUCAUGUCCACAAACAAGGAAAUUAGAAACUAAUUGUAAAUGUUAACAAGGAUAUUAUGAUAUUGGAUUACAACUAUGUUAAAAAUGUAAUUCAAUUUGUUCUGCAUGUGAAUUUACAUCUAAUAAUUGCACAUAAUGUGAUUCUGAUUAAUUUAGAGAACUUAAUGAAAUUACUAAAACUUGUGAUUGUUAAAUUGGUUAUCUUGAACUUAAUGGAAUUUGUUAAUAAUGUGAUCAAAGUUGUAAAAUAUGUUAGUAAUAAUUGAAUCAUUGUACAUCUUGUGUAUAAUUUAGAAAAUUAAAUAAUAAUAAUUGCAUUUGUAUUGAUGGUAUGUUUGAAUCAAUUUAAGAUAAAUAAUGUAAGUUAUGUCAUAAAACAUGUUUAACAUGUGCUUAUUCAGAUUAAUAUUGUUUAACUUGUUCCGUUGAUAAUUUUAGAAUAUUUAAAUCUGGAAAUACUUGUGAAUGUAUAUAAGGAUACUAUGAAAAUUAAAUAACUUAUGCAUGUGAAUAAUGUUCAAAAUCUUGUUUAACUUGUUCAUAAUAAUAUAAUAAUUGUUUAACAUGUGAUACAACUCUUAAUUUAUCUUUAAUCAAUAAUCAAUGUUUAUGUUCAUAAUCCUAUUAUUUUAAUUCUUUAACUAAUUCAUGUUAAUAAUGUAAUAUCACUUGUUUAGAUUGUUAAAUUCAGAAUGAAUGUACAUCAUGUAAAUUAACAACCAGACAUUUAGAUUAAGAUUAAAAGAAAUGCAUAUGUAAUGAUGGUUAUUAUGAAACAAACUAAGCAAAUUGUUAAUAAUGUCAUUUAUCAUGUGAGACUUGUAUUAAUAUCGAU
Paramecium tetraurelia is the source of this 4359-nucleotide messenger RNA. RefSeq lists its product as uncharacterized. Lineage: Eukaryota; Ciliophora; Oligohymenophorea; Peniculida; Parameciidae. The transcript is spliced from 15 exons. The record is from RefSeq and is a predicted model, not a curated record. The annotation marks the transcript as partial.